Molecule: messenger RNA, 1143 nt
Organism: Penicillium odoratum
Lineage: Eukaryota; Fungi; Ascomycota; Eurotiomycetes; Eurotiales; Aspergillaceae
Product: TauD/TfdA dioxygenase family protein
Exons: 5
Coding region: 1-1143 (380 amino acids)
Cellular component (GO): cytoplasm
Molecular function (GO): 2-oxoglutarate-dependent dioxygenase activity
Source: RefSeq, a predicted model, not a curated record
AUGGCACCUUCAGUCACCGAGACCGUCGGACUUCGCUCCGCAACAUUCACCGUACCCCUCAAGAGCGACACAGGCCACAACAAGGAAAACUUGAUCGGAUACAAGAUUGAAAAAGAGAAAGAGCUCAAUGGAACAGACAAAAUCGCCCCAGUGUCAUUCCCCAACUAUCUUCCCGUAUGGGACAACGAAACCGAAAGAUACCCACCUCUAACCCUCUUUGAGCACUACGAUCACGGCAAAGACGCAGACCCCAACUUCCCCGACCUCUUCCCAAAAGGCCAAGCCGAAAUUGACAACAUAACACCCUUCAUCGGCACCGAAGUCAAGGGCAUACAACUAAGCAAGCUCUCCCAAGCAGGCAAAGACCAACUCGCACUCUUCGUCGCUCAGCGCCGAGUCGUCGCAUUCCGCGACCAAGACUUCGCCUCCCUCCCCAUCCAAGAAGCAGUCGACUACGUGGGCUAUUUCGGUCGCCACCACAUCCACCAAACAUCCGGCGCUCCGAAAGGCUUCCCAGAAGUCCAUCUUGUCUUCCGAGGCGCGGACGAUCGCACAGGUGGAAAGUUCCUCGAACAACGCACAAACACUAUAACCUGGCACAGUGAUGUGACUUUUGAGAAGCAGCCGCCGGGUACUACCUUUUUGUAUGUGCUUGAUGGGCCGGAGACGGGCGGGGAUACUCUUUUCGGGGAUAUGGUACAAGCGUAUAAGCGUCUUUCGCCGGAAUUCCGGAAACGCUUGCAUGGGUUGAGGGCUGUGCAUUCGGGGGCUGAGCAGGUGAGGGCUAGUUUGGAAGGGGGUGGGAUUGCGAGACGGGAUCCGGUGGUUUCGGAGCAUCCUAUUGUGAGGACGCAUCCUGUUACUGGGGAGAAGGCUCUUUAUGUGAAUCCGCAGUUCACUCGGUAUAUUGUUGGAUAUAAGAAGGAGGAGUCUGAUUACCUGCUCAAGUUCUUGUUCGAUCAUAUUGCUCUUUCGCAGGAUCUACAGACUCGUAUUCGUUGGAAGGCUGGUACGGUUGUGGUUUGGGAUAAUCGUUUGGCUUGCCACUCUGCUGUGUUUGACUGGGAGGAUGGUCAGAGACGACACAUUGCCCGUUUGACACCACAGGCUGAGCAGCCCUAUGAGACGCCGUUCGAGGGCUGA